Cuscuta epithymum is the source of this 1138-nucleotide messenger RNA. The record is from the annotation of a GenBank genome assembly. NCBI's taxonomy places the organism in Eukaryota, Viridiplantae, Streptophyta, Magnoliopsida, Solanales, Convolvulaceae.
UAGCAUUGGAAGGUUUAGCCUACUAGCUUUCUUGGAUUCUUGGGUCUUCUUAAAGUGAUAAUGCAAAUGAAUUCUCAAUUUAAUAUUUCGAGCAUAUCUGCCAAUCUCAACUCCAUCCCUGUCCUAAAUGGUACUAACUUUAAGGAAUGGAAAGAAAAUAUUCUAAUAACUUUGGGCUGCAUAGAUCUUGACUUAGCAUUAAGGGUAGAGCAACCUGCUUCUCUUACGGAUGGUAGUACCCAAGAUGAAAAAAAGGUACUAUGAGAAGUGGGAUCGCUCCAAUCGCUUAAGUCUCAUGAUCAUAAAGCGUGGCAUUCCAGAAUCUUUUAGGGGUGCUGUAUCCGAUGAGGUUACUAAUGCCAAGGAUUUCCUUUCUGCAAUCGAGAAACGUUUUGUUAAAAGUGAUAAGGCGGAAAUAAGCAUGUUGUUAAAAGACUUUACUUCCAAAAGGUAUUCAGGAAAAGGAAAUAUAAGGGAGUAUAUUAUGGAAAUGUCUUAUAUUGUUUCUAGGCUCAAGACACUUAAGAUUGAGAUAUCGGAAGAUGUUCUCGUACACAUAGUCUUGAACUCUCUUCCUAAUGCAUUUGAUUCUUUUAAGGUCAGUUAUAACUGCCAAAAAGAGAAGUGGUCUCUUAAUGAGCUCAUUUCAUAUUGCGUGCAAGAGGAAGAGAGGAUGAAACAAAAUAAGAUAGAAAGUGCUCACUUGGCUAGUACCUCUAAGGAUAAGGGUAAAAAGAGGAAGAGAACUCCCAUUAAGAAUGAAGCUGCUCAAGGUCCACUACAGAAGAAACAUAAGGAAGGUGAAACAACCUGUUUCUUCUGUAAGAAGUCUGGACACAUGAAGAAGGAUUGUACCAAGUAUCAUGCUUGGAAAGUGAAGAAAGGGUUGUCUGAGCCACCGCAAGCCAAAUGAUGCUGAAAGAUGCAUCUAUGUGGGAGAUGGCAAAGCGGUGCAUGUGGAGGCUAUUGGGCAUUUUAGAUUGUUAUUAUCUACCGGUUUCUAUUUGGAUUUAAAAGACACUUUUAUUGUUCCGUCAUUUAGGGCGGAAUUUGGUUUCUGUUUCUUAUUUGGACAAAUUAGGUUAUCAUUGUUCCUUUGGAAACUUCCGGUUUAAUUUGUCUUUAAAUUCAAAUAUUG